AUGGAAUUCAACGUCUCCUCGUUUUACGAAGGCGAAGAAUCUAGCAAACACCUCAACAGCACUGCAUUAGAACAAGAUGAAAACGAGCAAAAAGAAUGGAAGCUCUCACCGAUUGCUGCGGAGAACAGACGCUCGAAGACGUCGGUUUUUCGGCCUAACAAAUUUAAAUCGCCUUUGAAAACUGUUAACACUACUGACUGCUCAACAUCAGGUUAUGACUCGAAAAAUUCUUCAUCUAACACCCCACAACGGCCAUCAUCGUCAUCUGAAUCGAAGCUCUCCAUGUCGGCCGAACUCUCCUCAUUUGUUGCCAACAAUAGUCUAAACCCAUUCGAUUCCAUUAUCAUGAAUUCCCUACACAAGUCACUCGAUUUCAGUCCGCGAUUUGUUUUAUCUAAAGAAUCUGGAAGCCAGCAAAAAUCAGACGGAAAGUUCCAGUGGAGUGUGGAACAGUUAGCGAUUCUGAAGCCAGCUCAUAUCUCGGACGAUGAAAUAGCAGCUAGCUAUCGUUCGCCAAUACCCGAAGUCGAGGAGAAGAUUCAAGAGGCGCUGAACGAGUACUGGUCCAAGAACGUCAGUUAUAUUCCAUCUCCAGACGGCCCUCGCUUUGUGAAUCUGAAUCAUCGCGAUGGAACAGUCACUACGAUACAAUAUGGAGCAGAAGCAUCGACGUCCGGUACUUCUGAUGGAAAUACGCCUUGCUUAGCUAAUCUUGUUCGAAAAAAAGAAGCUGUGAAGGCAGCUUAUGCUACUUCAUCGCCGAAGCAGAGACCAAGAAAAAAUAUCCGCCAAGUACGGAAUCGUACCAGUCAAACUGAGCUCACGAUUCCUCCAACUAUGGAUCUGGACCUGAAGAAACUGUUCGGAGAGAGUUUUGUGUAUCAAGAUGAGCAAGAAGAUGACGAUGAAGAGGUGUUCAAUAUAUCCGCGUGCUCGAAUAUAUCUACUCGACGACGUCUAUUUUCCGCGGGAGGUCAAGACGACGUUGGCAAUGAUGACGUCAAUAAUACGUCGAUACUCUCAACGGACUUGAACGAGUCUUCAGCACAGCCGUUUAACGAUUCCUUGUCGCCCGUUCGCCCAUCAAGGGAUGUCACCGAGGACAUAGAAGACAAUCUAGAUCAGGAGACCGCUUCGACGUCUGCUACACGAUCGCACGCUUCUCAAAUCGCCAUCAACAUUUCGAUUCUCAACGAUUGCAUGAUGAAUUCCAUCGACGAGGCCGAGGAAGAUCAGAAGCGAGAGGCAGCGAACGAAGAGGAGCACGACAUAAGCCGGAGAGUAUUCUCUGAUUCGCAUAUACACGCCAACGAAUACGAAAUGCUCGAUCGCUCCUCGUCAUCCAACGCUACUCCUCGGCAUGAAGACCUCGAUUGGACGCCACGACGACACACUGGAUCCGUCACCAACUCUGCCAAUCGGCCAACGCCAUCCGGAGCUUUCGGAUCCGGAGGAGCGGCUCCACAAGAUUUCCGGCGUUUUGUCUUUGACAUGUCGCCGAUUCAUCCAAAUCAUAAUGCUCCAUCCGUGAGAGGGACGCCUAUUCAGCGGUGUUAUUCGAGUUUUCCACAAGUUCGGUUGGAUCUGAACGACGACGACGAAGAUGAUUUAGGUGAUCUUUCGAAGUGA
Caenorhabditis briggsae is the source of this 1629-nucleotide messenger RNA. RefSeq names its product Protein CBR-SPAT-1 (gene Cbr-spat-1). Gene Ontology annotation, biological process: activation of protein kinase activity; regulation of mitotic spindle organization; regulation of mitotic nuclear division. The transcript is spliced from 8 exons. The record is from RefSeq and is a predicted model, not a curated record. Gene Ontology annotation, cellular component: cytoplasm; nucleus. The coding region runs from base 1 to 1629 and encodes 542 amino acids. Lineage: Eukaryota; Metazoa; Nematoda; Chromadorea; Rhabditida; Rhabditidae. Gene Ontology annotation, molecular function: protein kinase binding.